This is a messenger RNA of Camelina sativa (false flax), 1766 nucleotides long. The record is from RefSeq and is a predicted model, not a curated record. NCBI's taxonomy places the organism in Eukaryota, Viridiplantae, Streptophyta, Magnoliopsida, Brassicales, Brassicaceae.
CUAUAAUUAAAUGUUCCUUAAAACUAUUUCAAAGUUUGAAUCUUCCUCUCUGUGUUAUUUUUCGUUGGUUCAUUGAGAACAAUCAGACUUUUUAACUCGUCCCAUUGACCAAGCACCACAAGAGGAAGAGGAAAUCAAAAUGGUGUUUUGGGAGUAUUGAUUUGAUGAGAUUAUUCAACAAAUCCCACACAAGUAAUCAGAAGUUGCUUUGUAAUUUUGGUUAGGACCAGUCUUAAUCAAAGUAGUUCGUAUCUUAAAACGAGUUUCUUUCUACUUGUCAUUAAAAGUGUAUAUUUCUGUUGGGAGUUUAUUAGGUUCUCCUCCUACCACCUCUUUGUUGACCUUUAAUGAUGGACUCAUAGUUUGGUGCAAAGUGACAAAAGAAAAGAAAAAAAAAAGACGAUCUUGAAGAUUUUUAUAUAAUAUUUGUUUUUCUGGGCAAUCCUGUUUGGUUGCCAAGGAAGUGAGCCAAAACAAUGGGGAUCGUUUCAGAAGAAGCCAUUGAUGAAUUCCAGGAGCUGAUGGAUCAAGCUGAGGAGCCAUUGAAGAAAACAUUUGAGAGAGUCCAUCAGAGAUAUCUGAGGGAGAAUUUGGGUCGUUUUCUGAAAGCACGAGACUGGAACGUAUGCAAAGCUCACACAAUGUGUUUGCGUUGGAGGGUGGAUAAUGAAAUUGACAGUAUCCUAUCCAAACCCAUUGUUCCUACUGAGUUGUAUAGGGACGUACGAGACUCUCAACUAAUAGGAAUGUCAGGUUACACCAAAGAGGGCUUGCCUGUCUUUGCUAUUGGCGUCGGCCUCAGCACAUUUGAUAAAGCUUCUGUUCACUACUAUGUCCAGUCCCACAUACAAAUCAAUGAGUAUAGAGACCGUGUAUUACUGCCUUCUAUGUCUAAGAAGAAUGGGCGGCCAAUCACCGCCUGCGUCAAAGUUCUAGACAUGACAGGAUUGAAACUUUCAGCUCUUAGCCAAAUCAAGUUAGUGACUAUCAUAUCGACCAUCGACGAUCUAAACUAUCCAGAGAAGACAAACACGUACUAUGUUGUCAAUGCCCCUUAUAUAUUUUCCGCAUGUUGGAAGGUUGUAAAACCUCUUUUGCAAGAGAGGACAAGGCAAAAGGUUCAUGUCUUAUCUGGUUGUGGAAUGGAUGAAUUAUUGAAGAUUAUGGACUUCACAUCCCUCCCACAUUUCUGUAGAAGAGGAAGCUCUGGGUCAUCUCACCACACUCAGAGCGCAAACUGUUUUUCUAUCGAUCAUCCCUUCCAUCAACAGCUAUACAACUAUGUGAAGCACCAUUAUGAAACCCGAGGACAAGCAGAACCUGCAAAGCAAGGGUCAUUCCACGUGGGUUUUCCUGAGCCUGAAGCUGAACGUUGUGUGAUAGCCAAAACCAUUGAAUCGGAACUGCACAAGAUUGAGAAUUGCAACAGUCUGGCCAUGUCCACUGGUGACAGAAAAGCAAGUCAUGAAAAACUGGAAGAUGAUGAACCCUGAAUGCUUCCAAGGAAAAUCCAUUCAGUGCCUCUACAAUUAAGAUAUAUAUUUUUUACGGGUGAGCUAGCAAUCUAAAUGAGUAAGCGAGAACCGAGCUGUGUCCUCUCUCCCUAAGCCAUGCAAAUGUAAAGCGAAAAAACAAAAAGAGAAUAAAUCUUGAACUUAAUGCAUAGGUUGCUUCAUGUAUAGUGUUAUUUGAUCCUUUGUUGUAGCAAAAGUUUUUUUGGAAAUCUACCUCUCAUUUCCCUAAGCAUCUGUGUGAGUGUUGUGUAA